AUGUCAUCAUGUAGUCACCAGCAGAAGAGAAAUUUCGAAAGAGACCUCACUGUCAGAAGGGCAGCCCACAACCACCUCGGCUCUCAGAGGAGACUGAGCUCCUCAGUGAAUGUGUCUGAAGAGUGGACCAGUGUGUCUGUCCACUAGGCAUGGAACCAAAGCGGAUCAGGGAGGGCUACCUUGUGAAGAAGGGAAGCAUGUUUAGCACCUGGAAACCCAUGUGGGUUGUACUGCUAGAAGAUGGAAUUGAGUUUUACAAGAAGAAAAGCGACAACAGCCCCAAGGGAAUGAUCCCCCUGAAAGGAAGUACUCUCACCAGUCCCUGUCAGGACUUUGGCAAAAGGAUGUUUGUAUUGAAGAUCACUACAACCAAACAGCAGGACCACUUCUUCCAGGCAGCCUUCCUGGAGGAGAGAGAUGCUUGGGUUCGGGACAUCAAGAAAGCCAUUAAAUGCAUUGAAGGAGGCCAGAAGUUUGCAAGAAAAUCCACAAGGAGGUCCAUUCGUCUGCCAGAAACUGUUGACUUGGGGGCUUUGUAUCUGUCUAUGAAAGACACUGAAAAGGGAAUAAAGGAGCUGAAUCUGGAGAAGGACAAGAAGGUUUUUAAUCACUGCUUCACAGGUAACGGUGUCAUUGACUGGCUGGUUUCUAACAAGCUGGUUCGGAAUCGCCAGGAAGGCCUCAUGAUCGCCGCAUCACUGCUCAGUGAAGGGUACCUGCAGCCUGCUGGGGAUCUGUCUAAGAAUGCGGCCGAUGGAGUAGCUGAAAACCCUUUCCUGGACAACCCCGAUGCUUUCUACUUCUUUCCAGACAGUGGAUUCUUCUGUGAAGAGAAUUCCAGUGAUGACGAUGUGAUUCUGAGAGAAGAAUUCAGAGGGGUUAUCAUUAAGCAGGGAUGUUUACUGAAGCAGGGGCACAGGAGGAAGAACUGGAAGGUGAGGAAGUUCGUUCUGAGAGAAGACCCGGCCUACCUGCAUUACUAUGACCCUGCUGGGGGUGAAGAUCCCCUGGGAGCAGUUCACCUGAGAGGCUGUGUGGUGACAUCAGUGGAGAGCAAUCCUGAUGGCAAGAAGAGCGACGAUGAGAACCUGUUUGAGAUCAUCACAGCAGACGAAGUUCAUUAUUACUUGCAGGCGGCCACUCCCAAGGAGCGUACUGAGUGGAUCAAAGCUAUCCAAGUGGCUUCACGGACUGGGAAGUAGGGACAAUGUUCCAGUCAUCAUCCCCUCCUGAGGGAAGCACUCGUGUGGAUAAAUAAGCUCAGUCCAUGACUUGUCCAUGCCCGUGACAGUUCAACCAGAAAAAAAGUAGGAGUGAGAAGUGUUUGUCUCCACGUAACUAACCGUGUGCCACAUGAUGUUGCCUGCACCGUGCACUCACUCUAGUCUCUCUACCCCGUCUGUCUCACAAGCCAUAUAACGAACUAUGAGAGGAGGUGACACAGGCUUUCCAGGCCUUGGGGCCUCUUGUGGAAAAUGAAGGCAUGGAAAAUGAAGGAUAUCUCUGAGGUCCUUGCUAGUUGAAAAAAAAAAAAAGCCAAAUAGCAAAUAAAUACAUAAUGUCCUGUGAUUAUAAUACCCA
Messenger RNA from Peromyscus leucopus (white-footed mouse), 1581 nucleotides. It is a transcript of the gene Plek, whose product is annotated as pleckstrin. Gene Ontology annotation, cellular component: plasma membrane. Bases 150 to 1202 code for a protein of 350 amino acids. The transcript is spliced from 9 exons. Lineage: Eukaryota; Metazoa; Chordata; Mammalia; Rodentia; Cricetidae. The record is from RefSeq and is a predicted model, not a curated record. Gene Ontology annotation, biological process: intracellular signal transduction; actin cytoskeleton organization.